UUGCUGCUUGCAAGAGGAGCAAACAUCAAUCCUCGUGACAGAUCCCCGCUAAAAGCAGCAGCAAGUGAAGGUCAUGAGGACGUAGUUAAGUUACUGCUUGAUAAAGGUGCUAACAUAGAAGCAAAAGAGGAAGACGGCAAUGCUCUCAUUUUUGCUUCAGCCAGAGGUCAUGAGAAGGUAGUGAAGAUUUUACUUGACAGUGGUGCCAACAUAAACGCAGAAGUCGGAUACUAUGGCAACGCACUUUGCGCAGCUUCAGCCGAAGGCUGUGAGGAAGUAGUAAAGCUGUUACUUGACAGGGGUGCC
Messenger RNA from Bipolaris maydis ATCC 48331, 306 nucleotides. Its product is annotated as ankyrin repeat-containing domain protein. Lineage: Eukaryota; Fungi; Ascomycota; Dothideomycetes; Pleosporales; Pleosporaceae. Gene Ontology annotation, molecular function: protein binding. The record is from RefSeq and is a predicted model, not a curated record.